This is a messenger RNA of Drosophila willistoni, 427 nucleotides long. RefSeq lists its product as uncharacterized. Bases 19 to 324 code for a protein of 101 amino acids. The record is from RefSeq and is a predicted model, not a curated record. NCBI's taxonomy places the organism in Eukaryota, Metazoa, Arthropoda, Insecta, Diptera, Drosophilidae. The transcript is spliced from 2 exons.
CUAAAAGCUUUUAUUAAAAUGACCAAGAAAUUGGUAAAAGGCGAGAGUCGUCUUGGCCUUACAUAUGUGUCCAUCCGUUUGACUGUAGAAACAUCAAAAUCUCAGAGCCUCCAGGAGCUAGAACCCCGAAUAUUAGUGGACAGGCUCAACUGGUAUAUACGUUGUUUAAGUUUAAUUGAAAUUUCUGACCUCAGAAAGCAUUGGAGUUGCCUCAUCACAGAUUUUCAAGGAGCAUCAGCUACCCAAGCACCAAUUUUUAGAAGAAAUUUAAUUCAAAUUGUGGUCUUAGACAAUCUUGGAUUUCCAUUGCCUGGAGCAGGAUGACAAAUUUUGGAAGAGCAACAAAUAUAGUUAUAUCUUAAAAUUAAACAUUACUUAUUUUAUAACAAUCAGGCCUGUUCUUGUUUUCAAAUCGGUUUUAACUUGA